This is a messenger RNA of Darwinula stevensoni, 863 nucleotides long. NCBI's taxonomy places the organism in Eukaryota, Metazoa, Arthropoda, Ostracoda, Podocopida, Darwinulidae. The record is from the annotation of a GenBank genome assembly.
AUCACAAAUCAAGCAUGGCGGACGAAGAUCUUCCCGCGGGAUGGGAGAAGCGGAUGAGCCGAUCCACAGGUCAGUAUUACUAUCUCAACACGUACACAAAGGCAAGUCAGUGGGAUCGACCAGCUAAAGCUGCUAAGCCAGUUCCUAGCAGUGGGCCUGAGCAGGUCCAAUGCUCGCACAUUCUAGUCAAGCACAAGGAUUCCCGUAGACCUUCAUCUUGGAGACAGGAUAAUAUAACGCGCCCUAAGGAAGAGGCUGCUCAGCUUUUGAAAGAGUAUCGGGAGAAGAUUGUUGCUGGUCAAGCAUCCUUUGCUGAGCUGGCUUCCAAGUACUCUGAUUGCAGCUCGGCCAAGCGUGGUGGUGAUUUGGGGUUGUUUGCACGGGGGGCCAUGCAGAAGCCCUUUGAAGAUGCUGCAUUUGCUCUGAAGGUCGGGGAGCUAAGUGAUUUUGUCUACACCGAUUCAGGAGUCCACAUCAUCAUGCGCACUGCUUGAAUCCACUGGGACAUUCUGCCCUCUGUGAUGUGAAAAUUUGGAACUGAGAGGGAGUUGUUUAUUGCCCUACCCCAUCAUGAGAUGCAUCAUGAAGCAACUGUUAUUGCAAUGGGUCUUCCUUGUUAAUGGAAAGAAAUCCAUUUUUUUUAAAGAAGGAAUUCUUGAACCAGAUCUGAACUGGUCUUCAUAGAAUCUUCUAGAAUCCUAUCUUCUUACCCUUAUGCUACUCUCUUAUAUUGAAUCCUGACCUAUGUUUCUGGUGUCCCUCAAGUCGAUGGCAUGAACUCAGAUGGGAGAUUCUGCUCUUAACAUAUAAAUAGACCUGAACUUCUUUUUCCCUAGCCUUCAAAUAAUUGGUUGUUAUGCACA